UUGUUUUUCAGUAUUCUACCUCUUACCAACUCGGCGUUCGAAGCUCCUUUUGCCUCUUCCCGGCGCAUCUCUACUAGAUUCAUCAAGCCAUCACCGCUAAUUUCCAUCACAACUGCAACUUCCUCCCGUCAGCAAUGUCCUUUAUCCGAUAUGGAAUUUUCUUGCACCACACCAUCCGCAUUUCCUCCAACAGUACAGCUUUCACUAUCGACACGCCCAAGGGCAGUCAAAAACAGCUUGACUCUAGGAAUGAGUCCUAUUAGGCCGUUGACAAUGACAUUUUCCGGUUUAAACUCGUCUGGUGGCACAGAUUCAUCGUUCCGCUACAGCUUACACGAGCACCUUCCUACCUAUCCUGUUACAAAUGGCCUGGUGGAUUCAGACAGGCAUAUUGGGAAUAUUUUUCCGCCUUGGCUUAAAAGGGCCAUUUUGAAGGACAAACUACCAUCAAAGGCGGACCCCGAAAGUGAUAUAGAAGGAGAAGAAUCUGAGCAAGGAAAUAAAGUUGUUAAAAAGUCCAUGGUUAUUCAGACUCCUGAGGCAAAUAAAUGUUUACAUGGGCUUAAUGAUGAUGCCCCUUGUUUCCAAAUGACUGCGAUUAUACCAGAGCUCUUUUAUCCUGCCUACCAGCACGAUUCCUUGUCCAUGUCACUACCCUCUCCUACCUCUGAUCAAAAAUGCAUAGGUCCAACUAGCGCCUUUGCUAAGCCC
Messenger RNA from Protopolystoma xenopodis, 711 nucleotides. The record is from the annotation of a GenBank genome assembly. Lineage: Eukaryota; Metazoa; Platyhelminthes; Monogenea; Polystomatidea; Polystomatidae.